GUAGCCAGGUUCAGGUACAGCUGGCUGAUCUUCUCCAGUAUCUCUCCCUCUAAGCUCUUGUCUCCAAUCCGCUGAAGAAGGUUCAGCUGGUGCUCGUUGUAGAUGAUACACUGGGCUUCAUCCGGACACACCUCUUCGUAAAGCUGACACAGGUGACGUGUGGCUUGCAGCUGACCUGAUGUCAUACAAAGAAGAAUAUAUUUUGGAGAGUGACUGAGAAAGAUGCCGAAGAAAGGCAGCGACACGAAGCCCGUUAUUACAGCUCCACGAUGGGAAGAAGUUCAAGAUUUCUGCAACCCUGACAAACUGCUGUUGUGCCCCUAUGACCCACAUCAUCUGAUCCGGGCCUGUCGGUUCCCAUACCAUCUCAUCAAAUGCAGGAAGAAUCAUCCUGAAUUGGUUGGUGAAUUAUGGACUUGUCCAUUCAAUGCACGCCACUUGAUGAGAAAACAUGAGCUGUCCCAUCACAUCUCAACCUGUGUGGACCGAUGCUCUGUUAAUGACUCCUGCGUGGCCAGUGACAAGACUGAUAGCAAGUUUCAAAUCCCAGUGAGCACCUGGACUGCGCCUGUGUGUGAUGAAGACUGGGAUGAAGAGGUGGACAAGCAUGUAACAUCAGCGCCAUCUUUUGUCUGGGAUGUGUCCAAAUCACUUCCUCAGGACAGGGAAAACCCCAGCACUUCCAGCAAUGUGAUUGCUGGUCUCCGAGCACCACGAGUUCUUCCCUGGAUGAGCAGCAGUACUGAUUUUUGAGUUUUUAUAGUGUGUCAACCGUGUCAAGAAUAUUCCUGUACAAAUGACAUUGAAUCCUGAUAGUGUUGGUUGCUUGUUCUGGCAUUUCUUGUAUAGGGUCACUAGUUCUUGCAGUGACAAAUUAGUUUUCUAAUCUUCAGUUUAGUUUCCCAAAGGUGGAGCAGUAAAGAUGGUUUAGGUUCUUAGCUGUGUUUACACCAAACAAAAGAAAAGCUUACGACCAGGAUAUACAGAAUACAAGACUUUAAUUGAUGUGUUUUGUGUUGUCAUAGUUGCUUUGUGCCUGUAAUUCUACCUCU
Sinocyclocheilus grahami is the source of this 1052-nucleotide messenger RNA. Its product is annotated as gametocyte-specific factor 1. The transcript is spliced from 7 exons. Bases 223 to 753 code for a protein of 176 amino acids. The record is from RefSeq and is a predicted model, not a curated record. NCBI's taxonomy places the organism in Eukaryota, Metazoa, Chordata, Actinopteri, Cypriniformes, Cyprinidae.